GUAUGUCUAUGGUUUCAAAUAAAGUACAAAAAACACAUGUUCUUAUCUUUCUCAUUGUAUCGGAAAAUUUUCUAUAAAAACCCUUGCAUAAAUAAUGUUGUCCCUUUUAUUCACGACGUCGUUUGGCCCUCAUACCGUUAAAGAGCAUGAUUGGUGAGAUAUAGUGCUAAAUUCCAACUAAAACCUACCCGAAUACAUAGCCCCAAAAUGGCGACGCCACCGGUAGCGCCAUCACAGGCGGCAGGGGGGAACUUUGAAGCACCACCGCCGCCAGCGAUGCAGCCUCCUGGAACGGACAUGACAGGUAUAUGUUUCAGAGAUCAAUUGUGGCUAAACACGUACCCUCUUGAUCGAAACCUAAUUUUCGAUUACUUUGCCCUAUCUCCGUUCUAUGAUUGGACCUGCAACAACGAGAAGCUCAGGAUGCAAUCCAUUCACCCUCUUGACAUCUCUCAACUUUCGAAAAUGACUGGGAUAGAGUACAUGCUUAGUGAAGUUAUGGAGCCACACCUCUUUAUUAUCCGUAAGCAAAAGAGGGACAGUGCGGAGAAAGUAACACCGAUGCUAGCAUACUAUAUUUUGGAUGGUUCGAUAUAUCAAGCACCACAACUUUGCAAUGUCUUUGCAGCUCGAGUUGGACGUGCCCUCUAUUAUAUAUCAAAAGCUUUUACAACUGCUGCAUCAAAGUUGGAGAAGAUUGGAUAUGGUGAUACCGAAAAUGAAAGUGAAACUUCGGAACCAAAGGGUGGUAAAGAGACAAUUGACUUCAAGGAAGUUAAGCGUGUGGAUCAUAUUCUUGCCUCUUUACAGCGAAAGUUACCACCAGCCCCUCCUCCACCUCCGUUUCCAGAUGGCUUUGUUCCGCCUACAACAGAAGCAGAGAAAGAGCCAGAAAACCAGCAAACAACAGAACCUCAACCUCCUGCUGUUGAUCCCAUCAUAGAUCAAGGUCCAGCUAAGAGAAUGAAAUUUUGAACCCAUUGUUUUUCCUCCCAUUUCAAUGGAGCAUUAGAACUUUUUUAGCCUUGUGUUGGGCACAAGCCUGAGAGUAGAGAACUUCUAAUCAUCUAAUGUAAUGAGAAGUCUGUUGUAUAAUUAGCUAAUCUCUUCCUUUGUUUAACUAUUUUAACCACUGUGAUGUCUCAAAGAGUCAAGACUAUCGAAAUCAUUAUACCA
Gossypium raimondii (Peruvian cotton) is the source of this 1176-nucleotide messenger RNA. Its product is annotated as mediator of RNA polymerase II transcription subunit 6. The record is from RefSeq and is a predicted model, not a curated record. Gene Ontology annotation, cellular component: core mediator complex; mediator complex. NCBI's taxonomy places the organism in Eukaryota, Viridiplantae, Streptophyta, Magnoliopsida, Malvales, Malvaceae. Gene Ontology annotation, molecular function: transcription coactivator activity. Gene Ontology annotation, biological process: regulation of transcription by RNA polymerase II.